CAAAUAUGAUCAUUUUCGGCGCCCGCGCACCAUUCCGACACCGGCGCGCUGUUUGACAGUUGCGUUCGAAAUUUAAACUGUUCCAGUGUCUAUUUGAUUGGUCACAAUGAGGGUGUUUUGCAGUUUUGUAUUGGUUUGUGUCAUCGGUGUGCAGGGAAAAGUUGCACCGGACGGCUUCCCGGCCUGCAAGCGAACGGACCCUCAGAUCGAGAAGUGCUUCCUCGACGGCAUCGAGAACAUCCGACCGCAGCUGCAAGCGGGCAUCCCCGAGGUGAACAUCCCCUCGCUCGAGCCCUUCCUGGUGCCGACGCUCAAGCUGGACCGCACCGCCCCCAACCUGCGCCUGAAGGCCGUGCUGAAGAACAUGGUCGCUCGUGGAGGAGGAAACUUCAGGAUUGAUAGAUUGAAGAUAAACCUGAACAACAAGUACGCAGCGGAGGUGAAGCUGUUCAUCCCGCGGCUGGCGGUCACCGUGGACUACGACGUGAAGGGCUCCAGGCUGCUCGUGCUCGACAUCGACGGCAAGGGACAGCUCCGGGGGAACUUCACUGGCAUCCAGGUGGUGGCUAAAGGAAGCGCGAAGGUUAUCGAGAAGGACGGGGAGUCCUACCUCCAGGCAGACAAGAUCGCCACCAGGCUCAAGAUCAACCACGGACAGAUCGAUAUCAAUGACACGGAGAGACCGUAUGCAGCAAAUUCAGCCGUGGCCUUCUUCAACUCGAGUCCCAACGUGGUGCUGGACAUCCUCAACCCGCUCAUCGAGGACACGGGAGCCGCCAUCAUGAAGGCAUUCCUCAACAAGAUCUUCGGCAGCAUUCCCUUGAAGGAACUCAUCCUGGACUUAAAACACCUCCCGGGAUGUCACUACAGUGAUCCAAAAGUGACAGAAUGCAUCCAGAAGGCUGCAGAGGAGGCCAAGGUAUUGCUGGCCCAUGGGGUUCCAUCCCUCGGGAUCCAACCUUUGGAACCCCUGAAGGUUCCAAGUGUGAGGCUCCGCCAGCACAAUGGGCCCAAUAAAGGGCUGAAGUACGACGCCUGGCUCUCAGAUGUCACGCUGAAAGGACUUACCGAUUACAAAGUUAAUCAGAUGGACAUAUUCCCUGAGAAGCUGAAGGUGUUGGCGAACAUCAGCCUGCCGCACCUGCAGAUGUCGGGCGAGUUCGUGAUCCUCGGCCACUUCCAGAUGCUGCCCGUCGAGUCCACCGGGAAACUAUCCGCUAACUUCACGAUGUGCUCAGCAUCAAUAGAGGCGUUGGGCGCGAGGGUUCACAAGCGCAUGGUGGUGCGAGACGCCGUGGUGAGGCUGCAGUGCGCCGGCCCACUGCAGGCAGACCUGGAUGAGGCACACUCCGCUACUGGGGAGAUGGAGAUGAUAACGGACCACAUCGUACAGAUGCACUCAAACGAGAUCAUAGCUGAGGUGCAGCCAGCCGUGGAGACCACCCUGGCGAUGGUGCUCGAAGAUAUAGCCAACAAUUCCGUGGUGGGAGGUUGGGAAAAGAAAUUCAUAAACUUCGGCAGCUUUGUUUGUCCCAGAGAGGAAAAAGCUCUUGGACGAUGUCUGAAGGAUUCGUUUAAUCUCUACAUCCCGCAGUUAGCUUCAGGACUCCCCGAGUACGGUCUGCCGGCAUGCGAGCCGCUGGUGGUGCCCUCGCUGACCGUGGAGCAGUCCACGGGAGCCAUCCGCGUCAGCUCCACGUACUCCGACGUCACCGUGCGCGGACCCUCCAAGAUGAAGGUCACUAAUGUCGACGUGAACCCCCGCAAGCACCUGGUGGUGGUGGACAUGCACAUCCCGGAGCUGCUGAUGCGCGGGCGCUACCGGCUGCACGGGAACGUGCUCAUGCUGCCCAUCGAGGGAGAGGGCACCUUCUCCGGGAGAUACAGCGACAUAGACGCGGUGGUGACCAUCAAGCUGGGCCGCGCGCACCGCGACAACGCCGUGGACGCGCUCAGCUGUGACUCCCUGGACGUGCACUUCCACGUGGCGGGGGCCUCCGUGCAGCUCAACAACCUGUUCGGAGGCGACGGGGAGCUGGGUAGAGCAAUGAACAAGUUCCUGAACGAGAACUGGCAGAAGCUGACGGAGGAGCUUCAGGCGCCGCUGGAGGUGGCCCUCAAGGACUUCCUCAAGCCCCUCGCCGACCACUCCUUCGCGACCCUCAACGCUGAUGACAUACUAUACUCAUAGAG
Plutella xylostella (diamondback moth) is the source of this 2193-nucleotide messenger RNA. RefSeq names its product circadian clock-controlled protein daywake. Lineage: Eukaryota; Metazoa; Arthropoda; Insecta; Lepidoptera; Plutellidae. The record is from RefSeq and is a predicted model, not a curated record. Gene Ontology annotation, biological process: multicellular organismal reproductive process.